AUGGACGACAUGCUUGCCCUUGAGCGUGUGAAUUGCUCCUGGCGACGGGCAAUGGCUAGUGCAUCUCUUUGGACCCACGCAUGGCUUGAGCACCAGUGGCACAGCAGUACAGAUGCCACUACACUCGUCAAACUCCUGGCGAUGCGUCAUGGCCCGCAAGUCCAGAAGUUGACGCUCAUUGGGUGCGUUGUAGCUGAAGGCGCAUUGGUGAAGGCAGCCAAGUUUUUUCCGAACUUAACACAUUUGACGGUCUCUGGCUGCCAAACUCUUGCUGAUGCGGAUUUCACGGCCGUUUGCGAAGCGGCGAGUCAACAAUUGUUGGAGGUGCGGGCGGUCAAGUGUUUACGACUCACCGACUCUGCGCUGCAAACCAUCGGUGAUCAGCUGUCGCAGUCGCUUGAAAAAAUGAACUUUAGUUACUGUCGCCAAAUUUCUUCAGACGGUCUAAAAGCUACAGUCCGACGUUGUAAAAAGCUGCGCUCAAUAAAACUCAAGGGAUCUCCUGCUGUAACAUCCGCUGUAGUCACUUGCAUUGCCAAGAGCUGUCCCAAUCUGAAAACACUUCUGGUUGGUGGUGCGAAAAACUUGACCGACGAUUGCUUGUUUGCCCUUGGAGUUCAUUGCCCAAAAUUGAUGACACUUGACAUUUCAAGGAGCAACCCGUUCGGUUUUGGUCGUGGCGGUAUCACCGACGACGGAUUAAGAUUUCUAGCUUUGCAUUGCACACUAUUAAAGGAUCUGAAUCUGGGCGGUCAGGGCCGCUUGACGCUCUCGGUGCUUAGCUCACUCGCAAAUUCAUGUCCUACACUCGAAACGCUGGAUAUUGGUGGGUGCCGCGUGAUCAUCUCAAAUCCUAUUCGUUUAGGCGCAGAGCUGAAGUGCAUGCGUCGGCUACAUGAGCUGGGAGUUACGUUUACCAGUGGCUUGAAGGAAGGACAAAUUGAUUUUAUUGCGUCCCAAUGUCCGCAGUUAAAGUUGGUGGAGAUGAGUUUGCCGCCACCCGCUAUAUGUAAAUCUUAA
Messenger RNA from Plasmopara halstedii, 1020 nucleotides. RefSeq names its product f-box lrr-repeat protein 2 isoform x1. Gene Ontology annotation, cellular component: SCF ubiquitin ligase complex. The coding region runs from base 1 to 1020 and encodes 339 amino acids. Gene Ontology annotation, biological process: SCF-dependent proteasomal ubiquitin-dependent protein catabolic process. The record is from RefSeq and is a predicted model, not a curated record. The transcript has a single exon. NCBI's taxonomy places the organism in Eukaryota, Oomycota, Peronosporomycetes, Peronosporales, Peronosporaceae.